UGAGAGAUGUGCUGACGGUUAACAUUUAAGGUGGAAAUGCUACAGCGCGCCAAUUUUUGUCAAUAAUAACAGAGUGGUCUGUGAUUUAAAUAAAUAAAUACAUAAAUAAAUAAAUAAAUAUCGGGACUACCAGCCAUUCCGAAGAUAAGAAUUGUUUAAACUUUUUUUUUCCCUCCAUUAAACAAUAUCAGAACAAUUCGAUCUAUAAAAGAGGGAGAUUGUGCCGCCUUAACAGGUUUUGAAAUUGUUUUCAUUGGGUCUCGCAGAGAGCGUCACAGUUUCAAAACAGCAGCGGGACUGACCAAGCAGGAAUUCUGCACUGAGAUAACAACGCAGAGAAAAUGUUGCACGGCGGGCAGUCCAACGAGGCCCUCCUGCUCUUCCCAUACCCCGAGGAUGAGGAGUCUCUGCUCUUCAGUGCCUCGUCCCUGUGGGGGGAAGGGGGACCUCUAUCCGAGGCGCUGAUGCCCCUGGUCGAGCUUCCUUCCUCUGGGGGCUCCCCCCAGCCCCUGGUGCCCUGGCCCUGCUACCUGCGCUAUAAGACUGAGCUGUGCACUCGCUACACGGAGACUGGCACCUGUAAGUACGCAGACAAAUGCCAGUUCGCCCACGGACUUCAGGAGCUCCGCGCACCCUCCCGCCACCCCAAAUACAAGACGGAGCCGUGUCGUGCCUUCCACACGGCUGGCUUCUGCCAGUACGGUCCCCGCUGCCUCUUCAUCCACAGCCCAGAGGAGCAGCGGCGGGCGGAGGAGCGGAGGCAGCCCCACAGCAAGUACAAGACCGAGCCCUGCCGAUCCUACCGCUCCUCCGGCUUCUGCUCCUUCGGGAGCCGCUGCAACUUCGUCCACGAGGAGGAGGAGGAGGAGGAGGAAGGGUGGCCGGGGGCCGUGCCCCGAUCCAGCUUCUCCUCCUCUCCAGGCCAGGGCAGGCCCACUCACCAGCAGUGGAAGCAGCAGCGUUCAGUGCCUUGCCGCACUUUCCUAGCCUUCGGUUUCUGCCUUUACGGAGCGCGGUGCCGCUACAAGCACAGUGUAGUGAAGAGCCAGCCUGAGCCGGCCUCCAACACCAGGCCCGCUUCUCCUUCUCUGCCACCUUCCAUCUUCAGCCUAGGACUUUCCUACCUGGCCCUGCCCAGCGGGAGAGCCCCCUCUCCAGCCUCGGACGGGCUGCCCUGCUCCUCUUCGUGUUCCUCUGUCACGCCGGAUUACCAUGGCGACAGCCCCUCGCCGGUGCCGCCCGAGCCGCUGGCUAACAACGCGUUCACCUUCACCAGCCAGCACAUCACUGACCUGCUGCUGCCCCUGGCCUGGAGACUGCAGGACCUGGAGAACAGGCAGCGGGGGCUUUCCCCAGAGCCAGGCUCCCUUGAGCUGUGAGCACAAACUCCAGCACCCUGCUCGCAAACUGGGCCAGGCUUUACUUCAGGGUAAUCAACAGAAGCAUUGGUGGCUUCCAACUGUCUUCCUCAAAUGCUGGGUCUCGAACCAGUUCAGUUUCAUGAAUUUUACACCCCCACUAUUUCAAACAUUGAACAUUUUGUUAAUGAUAUCUCUUUAAACCAAGCAUAGCAGCGUGUCUCUGUUUCAAUCAGCAGGAAUGUGUGGGUGGGGUUUGGUUUUUUUUUUUUUUUUUUUUUUUUAAA
Messenger RNA from Acipenser ruthenus (sterlet), 1645 nucleotides. RefSeq names its product mRNA decay activator protein ZFP36. The coding region runs from base 342 to 1379 and encodes 345 amino acids. Gene Ontology annotation, molecular function: mRNA binding; metal ion binding. The transcript has 2 exons. The record is from RefSeq and is a predicted model, not a curated record. Lineage: Eukaryota; Metazoa; Chordata; Actinopteri; Acipenseriformes; Acipenseridae.